Molecule: messenger RNA, 8301 nt
Organism: Rhopilema esculentum
Lineage: Eukaryota; Metazoa; Cnidaria; Scyphozoa; Rhizostomeae; Rhizostomatidae
Molecular function (GO): protein binding
Source: RefSeq, a predicted model, not a curated record
CUCCACAUAUCGAAGAAAUUCUCUUUUUCAAUCAUUAAGUUUUACAUUUCUUAUUAGUGGGAAUGAAAUAGAUGUUGUCGUGCUCCACAGGACUUAAUUUGCAACUAUCGUGUAAUUGGCAACAAAUAUAUCAAGGAUCAUUAAUGCUAGCAUUCAGAGUAAAGUCCAGUCCAACAGUCCAGCGUAAAGAAUACCGUCAACAAACUGUUUGUUUGUUUAAACAGGAUGACAUAAGAAAGCUUUUUUGCUUUUUUGGCAUCGUCAUAUAUUGGGUAGUCAAAGUACCUUAAUAAGAAUCACGGCGCUAAUCACUAUGAGUAAAGGCUCUGUAAGUAUGAAAAAUAAAACAGCUGUGAGGCGAGGAUGGCUCAGUUGUUAGAGGCGCUGACUACGGACUCAAAUACCAGGACACUGUUCAAUAAACAUAAGCUUCUCAGUGUCCUAAAAACUACCUUCGGAUGCUAGGUAGAAACAAAUACAAAUACAAUACACAGCUAUAUGACAAAUUUUGUUUAUUGUUGAAGAAGAAACAAAAUGAAUUUUAUUCAUCAAUUUUAUAGAGAAAAUAGUAAACAUUCAAAAAUCGUUUUUCUCAUCUUACAGCAAAUUGAACACAAAUUACUAAAUUAAGUUUUCUAUUUCGUGUCAUUCUUCUGAUCUGUUCCAAUGUACCCACAAUCCAAUAUAAGCUUAAUGAAUUAUACAUUUUACAAAUCAUUAAUUUCCUUAUAGUUUUCUUCUAUUGUUCCAAAAACAUUUCUCCUUGGGUGCUAAUGCAUUAACAUACUUCUUGGACAUUGUUCCUGCCCAAACCCUAACCUCAUGUCUGAUUUGGUUUUUGUAACUACUUGCUAAGAAGUAUGUUGGUGCAUUAGCCAUUUCUCUAGGACUUAUUUAUCCUUCUUUGUUACUCAUAUAUUAGCAUGAAUAAUAUAUAUGUGCUAUAAAUUAUCCUUUAUAUUUAUCACUUCUGCUUAAUUAUUUGAAAUUCUCUAUAAUUUUGACCUCUGUAAACAAGGGCAAAAUACAUCCUAUCCCGAAAGGUUGUGGUCCCCUUUAGACUUGGAUGUCUUUCAGUGGAAAUCCAUCCACGUUCUUAAGUUUCAAAUCGGCAGUUUUUAAAAGCACCAGUCAUUUGUGUCUCUUUCCUUCCUAUCUUUCCAGGAGUACAGCUGCCAGGGCCCCCUAAAAGUCCUAGCCUUCCCAUGAGUUUAUCUUUCUGCUUUGGCUUUUCUUGUGUUACUAUGGCCCUUGAUUAUUUCCAAUGAAUACAUACUAUUGGGCUGAUUUCAUUGUGCAAUGUUCUCUUGCAGCCUGUUCAUUUUGCUGCCUGGACUUAUUUUCAGCUAAUCAAGGACUCAUGUUUUGUUGAAUUUAAACUCUCUUUUGAGAUCAAACCAGGUGCAAGAUCUUUCUGAUUUCAAAUUGAGAUCUGCUCAUGUCGUAGAUCCUUGUUGGUGAUUUUUUCUGAAAGUAUGGGAAAACUAGUUGGUCUUUUUCACUCUCUUAAACCCUAUUCUACAGACAUUAUGUUAAAGAAUAUAAUUGUAAAGGAGCCAGAAAAUUCUUAGAGAGAUAACUACAUUGUCAGCUCAAAUGUAAGCUGUUUAAUAUUUAUGAUCCACUCUUGUGUCAGAAACUACAUAUUUAUUUAAUUGAUCUACCACAAAGCAUAAUUUAAUUGUUUGUUGAAAUGAAAAUUUCACCACAAACUGUGGAUAGCAGCAUAAAAAAGGGCUUCUUUUCAAUUUUCAGGUAAGAUUUGCAAAUAAACUCUCAUAAAGGCAGAUGUUUUACUUAUCAGGUUUGUUUACUUAGAUACAGAAGAUUGUCAAUGGUUUUGAAAAGAAUACGAAGCUAGAUGUUCUACCAGCAAGUCUAGCAAAAAGUUUCUAAAAUCAUCAUAUUUUGCAUGAGUGUGAAAGAGAAAUGGAGGACAGGGAAAAGCUUUUUAGUACUAGUUGUUUAGCGUUCAAACCUACAAUCAGCAAAAACCUAUGGAUGGCCAACUCAAAACGCAGAAUGUUUAGGGGUGAUAUAAAUUCAUCGUGUCAACAGGAUACUGCAAACCAGGGAAUUUCAUAUGAUGCCUAUAUGAGCACAAAUUAAGCUACUAGUGCUAAAUAGUUCUCAGCUUUUUACCCUCUAAUGCCUUUACGAGCUAGCCUACUUUUUAAUUCUUUACUUGUCAAAGCAUUUAGUAAGAAACGUUAUUUAAGAACUCGCAUGAGGCUGCAAAUGUUUGGGGUGGCAAAGGAGGCUCGAUUUAGUUGACGCUGUUUCAAAUAGCGACUGUUUACCAGUAUGCAUUGCGAGCUUUCAGGAAGAAGUGUGCCACGGCAAGCUUAUUUGAUACAUGUCUAAAUAAAGUCCGUUUUAAACCUAAGGAAUCUCAACGCCAGUAUUGUAAUGGGGGAGGCAAGAGGGGGCGGACGCAAGGUUGACACAACGUGAUUUCGAAAAGGAGCAGACACAUUUGAAACAUUUGUUACUUUCAUCACAAUGCAAUCGUCUGGGACUCCAUGCCCGAAAGCUACAAUUUCUAUCGCAUACAGUAGAUGCAUGUUUCGAAUUACCUCACGGGCAAUCGUUAUAGAAACUAUUUUCUAUAUAUCUUUGAUGAAAUGAAAAUCUCUUUUUGUUUUUUAAAGUUUUUAUGCUGUAGCCCCCGUCUUGCACAAAGCAGGUCAUGAUUUUGUGUGAAUUUUGCCGCAAUAGCACGGGUCUUUGUUUUUUGUUUAUUCGGACUUUGAAGAGCAAAUAUCUCAGACAAGCAAGGAAAUUUUCUUACUUUGGCAAGCAUAUUUGGAAUGGAGGUAUUACAGGAAAUUACAAAUGAAAGCUUGGAUGCGACGUCCGAGUCCUCAUUUCAGGAAACUUGGGCCAGCUAUCCCGGAGCGCUCAGAAACAGAAAGUUUUAUUUGGAUCAACAGAGACGUGAAGACGCAUUUGACCUGUCUGGACCUCAGCAUCCAGAACGCGAUCACCCAGCUGUUAGGCCGGGUUCCUCUUUGGCAUACGACGGUCUUCACGAUCGCAGUCUAAAGCAUUACUACCGACAGAAGAAUGUAAAACAACAGUUGCAGAAGAUGAAAACAGUGGGUGGAGCUGGCGGUAGAGAGAAGCAAGUGAAAAAGACUAUUGAACGAACGAUGCAAAACUACAACUACAAGUUAACGCCGAACACAAUAUCUCCAUAUGCAAUGCCGCUGAUACAUCCAAAAGAUACCUCGCGAGAAGACACUGAAGUGAGACAAAGGAAAGGUUCAAAAAAGAAGAAGCAUCCCCGUAUGGUUGUAGGAAAAUCUCCCAAAGUCAGUCGACGUGCACCCGAUGAAUUAGUAUCUCUUCAUGAAAAGGAGAGGCUGGUAAACAUGGCAACAAAGCUCAUUGUUGCAACUGAAACCAUAGCACUUCCACAAAAUGUUAAAAGAACCAGAGGAAACCAGACCGAUACACGGGAAAGGCUCCCACUUGUCUCUGCCGGUGGUAUUGAAAGGCGAACUAGCUCAGCUUCUGAUCCAGGCCCAAGAGCUACCCCGCAACCUCCUAGAUAUAAGGGUUCGGGAAGACACCCUGUUGCGAGAAAGUGGAACGAUUCAAGUUCUGGUGAACUUUCAUUGGACAGUACAAUGGACAGCGUUCGAAGCCAGAUGCAGCAUCUGAAACUCGAGACCAGAGGUAAUGGCUACUUGGUAUCGCAGAACAAUCAGUCCCCUCCAGCCUCACCAGAUGAAAACAGUUUUUCUUCUAAGUCGAAACCGCGACCAAAAAGUGCUGGAGAUCAGCUCAGUCCAAAUCAAACUGACUCUGAUUUGGACGAUUUCUAUAAUCAAACACCACCGAAUGUGUCGCCUAUGACGUCAUCUCGACCAGCGUGGAAAGACACGGAUGCCGCCCAUUCAGUUGACAAUGCAACACAAACAGUGGAAUCUAAAGGUACCCAAACUUUGGAUGACCCACAGUCACCUGUGCAACAUGCUCCACUCAGACAAGUAUCCACUGGAGCCUCUUCGCGGUUCACCUCGUUUGACCACUCGUUAGAGAGUAGUGGAGCACAGAUGGAGGAAGCAGUCCAAACGACACCACCAGAAAUUAGAUCACAGGUUUUGCCUUAUGAAAUUUUCGUGGUCACCGGCGAUAAACUUGGAGCGGGCACUUCAAGUGACGUGAAAAUCAACUUAUUUGGUCAAUAUGGUGAUUCGGGGGAAAGACCUCUCAUACGCUCCAAGUCUAACAAAAAUCCAUUUGAAAGGAAACAGGUUGAUCUGUUUAUCAUCGACUCAAUAUUCCUUGGAGAACUGAGAAGCAUACGUAUAGGACACAACGGAACAGCCCUCGGAACUGGAUGGUUUUUGGAUCGAGUAGUUGUAAGAGAAGGAGAGGACGCUAAAAGAGCUUUUGAAUUCAAAUGCGGAAGGUGGCUGUCGGCCAGAGAUGAUGAUGGACAAAUUGUGCGGGACCUGCCACUGUCGAGCACCUUACAAGGAAACGAAGUUCCAAAUAUAAGCACCUCUAAGCGAACAUACUUCAAUUAUCGGCCUGAUUCAGCAAGCUCAAAAGAGGGAGAGAAGAAGCAGUUCAGACCGCUAUCGGCUUCUAAGAGUUCAAAUGCAGUGCCUAUCAAGGCUGUACCGUCUGAUGACAAGAAAAAGGAAGACCGUACGAAACCGAAUCGACAGUUUUUCUCAGCAGAUUCUACCGAUAGUUCGCCAUCUGAAGACGAAAUAUCGACUAAAUCGAGCGAUAAGACAAAAAAACAAACGAAGGAAAUAGACUCUAAAGAGCAGAAGGGGUAUGCAGAAGUCGGGGACAAGAAGGGUCGGCAAAUAGAGAAAGGAAAUCCGGACGAGAUUGAGUUAAAGGAAUCACUUACCCACGAGCAAAUGAAUGGGGAGACAAAUGAGACCAAACCAAAACGUCGAACUAAGAAGAAGAAAGAAAGGAAAAGAUCUCAGGAGAAACUUGAAAGAAGUCGAGAAGAACAAGGGGACCAAAGUGAUUUAGUAAAUUAUGAUGCAAGUGAUAAAAAGGAUUUUCCCGCUGAAAAUGAUACUCGAGACCAGGAAAAUGAGAAUACUGAACCUGAUUUUGAAGCGGUGUCUGCAUCAAAGGGUGAGCCUCAAACGGAGGGCGAGAAUAUGAAAGGAGAAGCCAAAGAGAAAAGAGGGAUGGCAGAGGAAGAAGAGAUAACCCCAACAGAACAAGAUUCUAUGCAGGCAGAGAAUGUUGCAAAGGAAGAAGCCGAUGAUUCUGAUGACAGGAGCAGUAGCAGCUCAAGUGGUAGCGAACUGUUUAGUGUUUCUUCUGAUAGUACGAGUAGCAGUGACUCUGAGGAGGAGGACAAAGAUGAAGAAAGGAAAGUGUCAAAGAACGACUCAGAUGAAGAAGAGGAAGUAGAAAGAAUUCCAAAGGAUACAACCAAGAAAGAGGAUUCUGAUAGUGAAACACGCAAAACGUCGGCUCAAGAUGAUUACAUGGCUGGCUUUAUGGCUGCAGUCAAAGCUCAGCAGGAAGACAAGCAUAAAGAAGAACCGAAGGAGUCGCUUUUCACUAAAGGCCCAAAUAUCCAUCAAGCAGCUGAAAACGGGGACUUCGAGCGAAUGAAGGAGCUUAUAGCCGAGGUACCUGACGUAAAGAGCAAGCCAGACGAGCGAGGAUGGACUCCCCUUCAUAUUGUCUCUGCUUUUGGAUAUCUUGAUAUUUUGAAAUGGUUGUCUGUAAAUGGAGUCAAUCUCUCAGAAGAAACACCAACAGGGUUCUCUGCGAUUCAUUUGGCAGCAAUGAACGGACAUGUGAAAUGCCUCAUGGUAUUAGCUGCUAUGGGCUGUUCUCUGAGUUGCCGAACAGUUGAUGAAAGUACCCCUCUACACCUCGCUGCAAUGAGUGGACACGUUGAAUGCGUGAAAUGGCUUUUAGCAAACAGAGCAAACCCAGAUGUACAUGAUGCUAAUGGAAGAACACCACUAGACUUAGCAACAGAAUAUCAGCAUGAAGGCUGUGCCGAGCUUCUUGAUUUGAUGGCCACAGAAAUGAAACGGAAGGACAGUAUUAUUUCAAAAUUAAGGCAUCCAAUCAUGCAGGAUCACAAUGAGCAGAUGAGUGGAUCGUCAAAAGGAACAGACAGUGGUGUAGGGGGUGUUGAAAGUGGAGAGGAUGCCUGGGUCAGUGAUGCCGAGGAUGAAGUAAUCGGUAGAGGCGAAAGAGUACAGUCGGCGAAAUCAAGGAGCGAUUCAGCAAAGUUCAGACGGAAAUCUAAGCAAGAAGAGCGAGCAAUGGAGGAGAAAGAGGAAAAACGGAAAUUGUAUGACAAACAAAGAGAGAAAAUGCAACGACGUGAGUCGAGCUUUCUUGACAGUAUUCGGCAAGACAUAGAUUUAGAUGACAAUGAUGACGAUUUCUAAAUAAUAGUAAACUUUUGUAGAUCAAUUGGGUUUUCUUUAAUCGCAUGGUAGUUUAUGUUCACAUGUAAAUGAUCACAGCCGUUGCAACCGUAAUGAGCGUAAAUUUUUUGGUACUGCGGCUGCAAAUGAUCAAUCUGCCAUAAACUUGCAAUGAAAAUAAUACUUCGCCUAUAAAUGAUGUAAUUCUAAUAAAAAUUUUAUGAAACCCGCUUUGAGCAAAUAAAAUUUUCAUUAAACCGCUCAAAGAUCCUGCAGGAGGCUUAAAUUGUUUUUAAUACACUUCAAUCCAAAUAUAGCAUGCAUUGCUUUGUUCCACCAAAAUGCAGAAUUUCCCAGAAAGAGGAGCCAACAUGCUAUGGCGAGGGGCUUUAACCCCCUAAGACCUUCUCCUGACACCUGGCUUUUCGAUCUUAUUCUCUUGCUUUUAAAUUUUAAAUUUGUAAACAUAACCUGUGUAUUCUUAAAUACAUUUUCCACCUGUAAUUAGAUUGAACACAAAAGUAUACUUUGUUCUUUGUGUUAGAAAACAUUUAUAAAUAAUGUUAAAUUUUCCCAGCGUUAUCUUCGGAAUCUAUCAAGGCUUCUUUGGUUAUAGCUGUAAAACCUCAUAUUUACUACGCAAGCCGAAACAAAUGUCUCACAAGAUAAUUCUUUCUUUGAACUUAUUAACAUUAUAUGUUGACGCUUCUCUGGUUUAAGUUAUGCUUGAUCUCUAUACUCACAUGUAUUUUUAGCUUUCCACGACUCAGAUCGAGAUAUUGUAAGGAAAAUGAUAUACCAUCAGUACCCUGGCACUUCUAAAGGAUUUCAAAGUUGGAAGGAAAUAGGUUGUGAAGGAAAGGGCAAUAAGGUAGAAAAGGGGCAUUUUCUCAAAAGUCUUGGGCAUCUGCCCCUGGUGCCCUGCUCGCUCUGACCCCCCUUCUAGUAUCCCAAUGUAAAUGCACUCUUUUUGUCAGCUGGGAUUGGUUUCAGACGCCAGCGAACCUAUUGUCUAGGAUCUACGUCGUCCUAAAUAGGAUAGGGAAGGUGAAGAUUUAUGCUUUCUCUACUUUGACUUUCGUUUGUUAUUAGCAUUUAGCCUAUUUUCAAGUCAUGUUUGAAGAUUAUGACAGCAUAGAAUUAUCUAUUUGACCCUGGGAUUGAGAAUUAUCUAAAAAUAGUUUAUAUUUUUACACGGAGGGGGGGGGAGUUACUUGUCAUCUUGUUAAAAUUUGAUUAAUCAAACGGUUCGUCAAGUGAAAUUGCUUUUGCUAUAGGUCUUAGACAUGGUACGUAAAUGGCUAUUUCGAAAAAAAGAAUUAUUCUUGGCUAUAGUAACGUUAUACCUUUCAUAAAUAGAACCAUGUCUAUUUUUUAUGCAAUAGAAUCAUAAAACGUUUUUUAAAAAUGUUCUAAUUACUUCGUCAAUUGCCCCCAUUGUUAAGUACAAAGGGUAACUCCAAACGGUGAAAAUGGCAAUUUAUGGCAAUUUAUCUCAAGAUUGGAAACUUUUUUCCGUGUGAAAGAGGAAAGGAAAAACCACCCAUAAAGUUGGUUUUGCUUCCUCUCCACUAGCCUUGAUACCAGAGCCGCAGAGAAAGAGACGGUCAACCAGUGGUCGCACUACCCAUUCUUAGGGCCUGUUUAUGUGGGGAUUGCCGCUACUAGUCGAAUAGUAUUCCGUGUUGAAUAUACAAAGAACUGUACACUAUAAGACGAUUAUUCACAAUUUGCUUGUAUUUUAUUUUUGACUUUUGCUAACAACGUUAAUCAAUCUAUUUAUGUAUUUAUUCCAGUUUUGAUUGUAAUUAAGCCGUUUUUCGCUUCGCUUUCAAAUCAGUCAUACAAUUUGUCACACUCAUUUCAAUUUCUUUGGUAAGAAUAGUCAAAUAGACUUUGGUGAGAUAUAGAACUUUUA